Coccinella septempunctata (seven-spotted ladybird) is the source of this 4312-nucleotide messenger RNA. Its product is annotated as lysosomal alpha-glucosidase-like. NCBI's taxonomy places the organism in Eukaryota, Metazoa, Arthropoda, Insecta, Coleoptera, Coccinellidae. Gene Ontology annotation, molecular function: alpha-1,4-glucosidase activity; carbohydrate binding. The coding region runs from base 285 to 3317 and encodes 1010 amino acids. Gene Ontology annotation, biological process: carbohydrate metabolic process. The transcript is spliced from 16 exons. The record is from RefSeq and is a predicted model, not a curated record.
CUUCUUAAUAAGGUUAUGUUGUUAUCAGAUUUAUGAAUAUUUACAUAUAUACAAUAAUUUUGAACUGUUUGUUUAAAAAAUUAGUAUGAUUUGUUUAAACUUUUAAGAGAAGGUCGGCUGGACAAAUAUUAUUCCCAGAAAGAGUUAUCUUAUUAUAUCAACUCAAAAAUUUCCUUUGUUGGAAUAGCAACGUAUUGAUAAUGAAAUUAAUUUACAUUUCUUAAGAAUAUCUAUAUGAUAUCUGAUAUUUAGUUGAAUUUUUCGAUAGAAAUUGAAUUUCUGCAAUGACUAGGAUCCACAAUUUCUUUCUAUUCCGCGCUAGGAAAAAACCUACCAUUUGUAGAAUAGAUACAGUGUCAUUUGAUUCAUUUCAUAAUGAACAAUCUCCUGAAAAGAAUAAAGUAUCGAGAGAGUCGUCUAUCUCUGAAAAGUUUUCCCCUCACACAUUAAAUAAGGUUGAUCAUUAUGAAAAAUUUUCUACGGAGGGGCCUAGGAGAAAAUGGUCAAUGCCAAAUUUUUAUACUAUUGUGGCAAUCCUUCUAUUAAUUCUAUUUUUUAUUAUUCCGGUAAUAUAUCUUUUAUAUUGUUUUGACCUUAUUUAUAAACAUGCGGAUUCUGAGGAUUCUUUAUACCAAUCGAGUCAGCUCUUGGGGAAAAAAGUAUUGAACGAUUCAAAGGAAAUUUACUCUUCUGAUAAAAGUCAAAUUGCUCUUCAUAAAGACCUUCCUUUUCCUCCGAAGCCCAAUUCUACCCAAUGUCAGAUAUUCUCUGAAAUUGACAGAUUAGAUUGUUUACCUCAAGGAAGUGCUACAAAAGAAACAUGCGAACAAAGAGGAUGCUGUUGGAUUUCAAAACUUUCAACUCAAUUAGGAAUACCUUACUGUUUUUAUCCCAAAGGAUAUGCCACAUAUAAUUAUUUGAAUGUAACACAAACAGCAUUUGGGCUGAUGGCGUUUCUUAAAAGAGAAUACAGAAGUGGAUACCCUGAUGAUGUUGAAAUCAUAAAGCUAGUAGUCAAAUAUGAGACGGAAUCGAGACUUCACAUCAAGGUGAUUGAUCCGUUGCGACAUAGAUUUGAACCGCCAUAUCCAGAAAUUCCUAUUGUGGACAGAGCAGCAACUAAUUUAUUGUACAAGUUUAUUUACGAUCCUGUGAAACCAGGAUUUCAGAUUCUUCGAAAGAACGAUGGCACUGUCAUUUUUGAUGCACAAGAAUUCAGGAAUUUGAUAUUUUCGAAUCAGUUUCUCCAAAUAAGUGGUAAAUUACCAUCAAAUCUCAUCUAUGGGAUUGGUGAACACCAAGAACGCUUCAUGGUACCAACCAAUUGGACUAAGUAUACACUUUUCAAUCAUGAUGGCAUACCUGACUUCAAUAAAAAUCUCUACGGAAGCCACCCUUUCUACUUGUUGUUAGAAAAGCCAGGUGUUUCUCAUGGAGUUUUUCUACUGAACAGCAAUGCAAUGGAUAUAUUAUUGCAACCUACACCUGCAAUUACCUUCAGAACUAUUGGAGGUGUUUUGGACUUUUUUUUCUUCUUGGGACCUACUCCAUCUGAUGUUGUCAGGCAGUAUACUGAUUUGAUAGGAAGACCUUUCAUGCCUCCAUAUUGGAGUUUAGGAUUUCAUUUAUGCCGUUUUGGUUAUAAAACCUUGGAAGAAACCAAGAAAAUUAUGCAGAGGACCAUUGAUGCCGGAAUUCCACUGGAUACUCAAUGGAAUGAUUUGGAUUAUAUGAACAACAGUAAUGAUUUCACUUAUGACAAGAAAAACUUUAAAGAUCUUCCCAGUUUUAUUGAAUCACUACAUGAAAAAGGUAUGCAUUACAUACCCUUGAUUGAUGCCGGAGUGAGUGCUAGCGAGCCUGAUGGUACUUAUCCACCUUAUGACGAAGGAGUUAAGAUGGAUAUUUUUGUGAAGAAUAGUAGCAAUCAAAUUUUUAUUGGAAAGGUUUGGAAUAAAGGUACAACAGUGUGGCCGGACUUCACUCAUCCAAAUACGGUUGAUUAUUGGACUUCCAUGCUGAAAGAUCUUCACAGGCAGAUAGCAUUCGAUGGAGCUUGGAUCGACAUGAACGAACCCUCAAACUUCUACUCAGGCUCCAGUACGGGAUGUCCUCAGAACAACUUGGAGUAUCCCCCUUAUGUUCCAUCAGUAGAGGGUGGAUUAUUGUAUUACAAAACCAUGUGCAUGUCUUGUAAACAGUAUGCGGGGCUACAUUACGAUGUACACAAUUUGUUCGGAUUCACAGAAGCGAUUGUGACCAAUUUUGCUUUGGCUGAGAUACGUGGUAAAAGACCGAUGGUUAUCUCUAGAUCCACUUUUCCCGGUAUUGGUAAUUAUGGUGGACAUUGGAGUGGUGAUGUAUGGUCCGCAUGGUCGGAUAUGAAAUACAGCAUACCUCAACUUUUGAGCUUUAGUCUUUAUGGUGUUCCACUUAUGGGAGCAGAUAUUUGUGGGUUCAAUGGAAAUACAACAGCUAAUUUGUGCAACCGUUGGAUGCAGUUGGGGGCCUUUUAUCCAUUCUCAAGAAAUCACAACACUGAUGAUGGAAUUGAUCAAGAUCCAGUUGCUUUCGGAGAUUUAGUCAUAAAAUCCUCCAAAAAGGCACUCCUGACUAGAUAUUCAUUGCUGCCUUACCUCUAUACAUUAUUCUGGAGGGCUCACGUAAAUGGAGACACAGUUGCUCGACCAUUGCUUUUUGAAUUUUGGAACGAACCUGACACUUUUGACAUUGACACUCAGUUCCUGUGGGGACCAGCAUUAAUGAUUAUUCCGGUCCUGGAGGAUAAUGUAGAAACCGUACGAGGUUAUUUACCCAAAGCGAUUUGGUAUGAUUUUUACAGCAAAGCUCCCACCUUGAGUAAAGGUGAAUUUUUCAACAUAUCUGCACCUCUUGAUACAAUCCCUCUAUUUGUCAGAGGGGGAUAUGUUAUUCCGCAACAAUCUGCAAAGCAGACAACAACUGAAAGUCGUAAAACACAAAUACAACUGUUGGUUGCACUGGACGAACAAGGGAGAGCAUCUGGUGAACUUUAUUGGGAUGAUGGUGAUUCAUUAAAUAGUUAUGAAGAGAAGCAAUAUUCUCUCACAACAUUUUCUGCAGAAGAUAACACUCUGAAAAUCAAGAAUGUUUAUCGCCAAGAGCUUCCACCCAGUUUGGGUAAUGUGACAAUUUUAGGGGUUCAAAAGACAGUGUCUACAGUAACCCUCAAUAGUGAUUCAAUUAAGAAUUUCCAUUACGAUGCGGUGCAGAAGGUGUUAUCCAUCGAUAAACUCAAGCUGGAUUUUAAAAGUGACAUUGUUUUCUCUUGGAAGUAAACGUUUAUGUUUUCCGAGAUAUCAUUUAUGGCUGACUGAUAUUACUUUUGAGACUAAAACUUUUCUUAUACAUUCAGUUUUUAUUGUAUUUCUCAAGAAAUUCAACUUCUUACUUCUAUAAUCAUAUAUUGAUAUAUGAGCAUUAUUAUCGUAGAAAUACGUUAUUGAACUUUUGAUUAUAUGUCAUAUCAUAUUCUAGGUAGGAAUUUACUAAAAAGUUGAAUGUUAUACAAAUUUUAUUAGGAGUACACUCCAUUGGUACAUAUUUUGAAAUUUUAUUGUAAGCUGGAUGGAAUCAGUUUGCGGAGAAUGCAACCAAAUCUUUCCAUUUUUGCAAGCUUCAGUAUUUAGAAAUAUCAAAAAUCCUCCUUUAUCGAGUCCAUAACACCAAUUGUAAUCAUUAGAAGUUUGAUUUGAUAAAUUUUCUCUAGAGCUAAAAUUCAUAUUCAGUACAGUUAUUGUUUUUGAAUUUGGAAUUCUUAUAUCGUGAUAUUUCUUAACAAGCAAGUCCUUUCGAUAAGUUCCUUGGAAAAAGUCUGAAAUUUUGCUCAUGAUGAUUGAAAUUCAUUAAUUGGUAUUAUGAAUAAUGAUAAUUCUUUUUGUUCAACAAAACGGUUGCCAACUUCAUUGUGAUGUAAUUGAUAGAAAUAUGUACAUGUAUUUGUAUCGAGUUUUGAAUGUUGCUCAUCUGAAUUAUUUUGAUGUGAUUUUUAUAUAUAGAAUAGAUUUUUUGCACAAAUUCAUCAUUGCUUUAACUGCUCCAUGUUUUGAUUAUCAAUGUCAUUUGCCAUAAAAAUCGAGUAUUCCAUGUAGCAGGAUUACUCCAUUUAUAACUAGUCACAUUUGAAUAUUUUUUAGAAUUAAGGUUUUUCCUGUGUUUUAUAUUUAGUGAAGGUAUUUUUUAUUCAUUUUUAAAACUUUUUUCUAACUAUUUUUUGGCUGAUAUUUCCCUAUUGUACCUUAUUUGAGUGUAAUAAAAACUAUUGAUGAAUUAA